This is a messenger RNA of Strongylus vulgaris, 581 nucleotides long. The record is from the annotation of a GenBank genome assembly. Lineage: Eukaryota; Metazoa; Nematoda; Chromadorea; Rhabditida; Strongylidae.
AUGUUGACCGGAUUUACUAUUUAAGAAGAAGAUGAAGGGUUUGUAGACGACAACGGCGAUCCACUGGAUCCUUGUGACCUCUUAGACUAUAGUGCCACAAAAGUUUGCAAUGUAAAUUCUCUAUACAAAGAUUAUAGCAAAUCUAAGUUCAGAGGACAACCUCCUAAGAUCACUGUGAUGCCCAUGUCUUUGAUGCCCUUAUGUGAUAACGAAAAGAACGGAGUUUUAAUCUUUUCUACUGGGUUUCGAAAAGAGAUUGUGGGGAAGAUGGAUGACUUCAAAAUGAAUGCAGGAUUUUUAAAUAGCAGGGGUGUACUCUUGUUGCAGUUGGUUCAUGAGAAAAUUGUUGAUGACUUCGCCAGCGAAGCUUUCCUUCGGCUUUGGCAUCCGCAUCUAUUUCCUGAAACAGAAGAACCGAAAAACCCUUUUUCGUUGCAGUCAAAUGCUCCUGAUUCGGGCAGGGGAACACCUAUGGACGAUGCCGGCAACACUGGUGAUGGUGGUAGAGUUUCAAGCGCUAUGGAAAUUGCUAGAAGAGCUACAUCCGGCACUGCCGCUGAGUUGCAGUCUGCAAGGUAAUU